AUGGAAUUUAGAGGUUGCAGAAGGGGAAGCAGAUUUUCAUCAUAUGAGAGAUUGGCUGCCAUAGGAUUGGCGAUUCUGGCUGUGGCUUCUCCUCUCUAUAUAGACCGCAAAGCAGAGUGUGAGUUGGAAGAUGAGGAGCAACCCAUCAACGUUGAUGUUUUGUUACCUUUUCUGCUCUUUCUAUUGACUUUGGGCAUAGCUUUAUCAGCUUCCAUGGACAGGAGCUUUGCAGGGUUUGAUCGUUACUGGAUUCAUAGAGUCAUUGGUUCUUCUGGCGGUAUUCUUGCCAUUCUUACUGUUCUUUUUCUUAUUUUGAAAUUUAAAUCGUCUCUGUGA
Messenger RNA from Glycine soja, 336 nucleotides. RefSeq lists its product as uncharacterized. Lineage: Eukaryota; Viridiplantae; Streptophyta; Magnoliopsida; Fabales; Fabaceae. The coding region runs from base 1 to 336 and encodes 111 amino acids. The record is from RefSeq and is a predicted model, not a curated record. The transcript has a single exon.